CCCAUUCAUCCACCUCGAGUCUUUGAGAUCAAUCAGAGAGAGAGGGAGAGAGAGAGAGAGAGAGAGAGAGUGAUGGCGCAGGCGACUGUGGCGAAGGGCUUGGAGGCGAAUCCCGUGCUUUCGCCCUCCUGUCUCGGUGGAGUUCGGCGACCGACGACUCUUUCUUACUCCCUUCCCGUUGGAUCCGUCGCCAAGCCCGGUUCUUUCGGUGGCAUGAGGGCGGGAGGCUGCGGGAGGCGCAGUGCGCCUCUCAGAGUCUCGGCGUCGGUCGCGGUCUCCGCUGAGAAGCCGUCGGCGGUGCCGGAGAUCGUGCUGCAGCCCAUUAAGGAGAUUUCCGGUACGGUUAAGCUCCCGGGAUCCAAGUCCUUGUCGAAUCGGAUCCUCCUCCUCGCUGCCCUCUCCGAGGGAACCACUGUGGUGGACAACUUGUUGAACAGUGAUGAUGUUCGCUACAUGCUUGCUGCUUUGAGAACCCUUGGCCUUUCCGUGGAAGAUGAUGUUGCAACUAAGAGAGCAAUAAUUGUAGGAUGCGGUGGACAGUUCCCGGCGGGUAAAGCUUCUAAAGAAGAAGUUCAACUCUUCUUGGGAAAUGCAGGGACUGCAAUGCGGCCAUUGACAGCAGCUGUCACAGCUGCUGGUGGAAAUGCAAGUUACAUACUUGAUGGGGUUCCAAGAAUGAGAGAAAGGCCAAUAGGAGACUUGGUUGCUGGUCUGAAGCAGCUCGGUGCAGAUGUCGAUUGCUUCAUGGGCACCAACUGCCCUCCUGUUCGUGUGAACACAACGGGAGGCCUUCCAGGGGGAAAGGUGAAACUCUCAGGUUCCAUUAGCAGCCAAUACUUGACUGCUUUGCUCAUGGCAGCUCCCCUAGCUCGUGGAGAUGUGGAGAUUGAGAUCAUUGAUAAGCUCAUUUCCAUUCCUUAUGUAGAAAUGACUCUGAAACUGAUGGAACGUUUUGGAGUUAAGGUUGAGCAUACUGAUAAUUGGGACAAAUUCUUCAUCAAGGGUGCUCAAAAGUAUACGUCUCCAGGAAGUGCCUAUGUUGAAGGUGAUGCUUCAAGUGCUAGUUAUUUCUUAGCAGGUGCUGCCGUCACUGGCGGCACCGUCACUGUGGAAGGUUGUGGUACAACCAGUCUACAAGGUGAUGUGAAAUUUGCUGAAGUUCUCGAAAAAAUGGGAGCAAAGGUAUCAUGGACCGAGAAUAGUGUGACUGUUACUGGCCCACCACAGGAUCCUUCCAAGAAGAAACAUUUGCAUGGCAUUGAUGUCAAUAUGAAUAAGAUGCCUGAUGUUGCCAUGACUCUCGCUGUUGUUGCACUGUUUGCCGAUGGCCCGACAGCCAUAAGAGAUGUGGCUUCAUGGCGAGUUAAGGAGACCGAAAGGAUGAUAGCCAUUUGUACAGAACUUCGAAAGUUGGGAGCAACAGUGGAAGAAGGCCCUGACUACUGUAUCAUUACUCCCCCAGAAAAAUUGAAUGUAACAGCAAUCGACACAUAUGACGAUCACAGGAUGGCGAUGGCAUUCUCUUUAGCUGCUUGUGCUGAUGUUCCUGUCACGAUCAGGGAUCCAGGCUGCACAAGAAAGACUUUCCCUGACUACUUUGAUGUCUUGGAAAGAUUUACAAAGAACUGAAUGGAACCUCCCAAAGAGAUUAGAACUUAAAAGCCAGUGUUCUUUAUGAACAAUUCUUUGUUUUGCUGCAGCAUAAAGUUGUGCUGCCAAUGUCGGUUGUGUUUUGACACAUUAUGCAUUUGCGUCAGCGUUUUUUUGUAGAGGAUGUGUUGUAUGCCAUUUUAAGUUACAACGUGUGAUAGAUUAUAAAUCUUGACAUGAGGUUUUCAGUUUA
Molecule: messenger RNA, 1843 nt
Organism: Musa acuminata subsp. malaccensis (wild Malaysian banana)
Lineage: Eukaryota; Viridiplantae; Streptophyta; Magnoliopsida; Zingiberales; Musaceae
Gene: EPSPS2
Product: 3-phosphoshikimate 1-carboxyvinyltransferase 2
Biological process (GO): aromatic amino acid biosynthetic process; chorismate biosynthetic process
Molecular function (GO): 3-phosphoshikimate 1-carboxyvinyltransferase activity
Source: RefSeq, a predicted model, not a curated record